Messenger RNA from Pygocentrus nattereri (red-bellied piranha), 2557 nucleotides. RefSeq names its product dishevelled-binding antagonist of beta-catenin 3a (gene dact3a). The transcript is spliced from 5 exons. NCBI's taxonomy places the organism in Eukaryota, Metazoa, Chordata, Actinopteri, Characiformes, Serrasalmidae. Gene Ontology annotation, cellular component: cytoplasm. Gene Ontology annotation, biological process: negative regulation of canonical Wnt signaling pathway. The coding region runs from base 1 to 1917 and encodes 638 amino acids. The record is from RefSeq and is a predicted model, not a curated record.
AUGGAGACUGAGAGGAGUGGAGUCGAGUCCUGUGCUGGGUCUAAGAAUAGUUCAGCGAUGCAUCGGGCGUUUUCGUUCCCCGCGGCCGGAGAGCGGAGCCGCUAUAAGGAGCGGCUGGAGGCGAGUUUGGCGGGGCUGCUGGAGCUGGAGGUGCUGAAAGAGCGCCAGGAGGGCCUGGUUCUGGGAGCUCUGGCUCUCGGCGAUUCGGGCCGUGGGCGACCGGCAUGGGGGCUCCUCCGGCACGGCUUCAGCCUCACUUCGGCCAGAGCCGGAGAGCAGUCGGCUUUGGCAGAGCAGCAGCAGGGUUUGAUGACAGUUCUUCAGCAGCAGGUGGGAGAAUUGAGGGUCGAUACAGAGAGCAGCUCAGUGGAAAACCCGACUGAAGCAGCAGACAGUGGACCAAGCUCAGGUUUCUAUGAGCCGAGUGAUACUCAGUCGCCGCUGGACUCAGGAGAACUCUCUCCCAGGACCACAUUCCCUGUACGAUCGCUUGGUGCCAACGAAAGGCCCAUGUCUGCUGGAGACACGUUUGUUGCCAGCCGUGACGGACUUCAGGUCAGUGGGGGGCGUUCUCUGCUUCCUCGCUCACUCUCAGCCCCCCAGCCACCCCUGGCAGGCAUAGCAGAGAGAGGAGUAGAGAGGGAGCAGUGGUUCUGGCCAGUAGGUGAUGCAGUAGGUGAGGAGGACUUCCAGCAAGCUCAACGCAUGGAAACCUACAUCCUGGGCCUGAUCCAGCGCCGCCUGCUUACUGCCAGGCACUGCAAACCUCGCACCAGCCUAAGCCCUGAAGCCAGAGGAGUGGUGAGGCAGGGAAGCCUCUGCUGCAAGGAGCCUCCCUUUGCCACGGAGCGCCACAAGGCUUCACCCAGCCCUGAGAGGUCACCAGUGUGGGCCUCCUAUUGCUUGGAAGAGGAGCAGCUUGGAUGCCUCUCCCAUGAGGAGGCACUCCCUGUGCACUAUCCCAGGCCUCCUGCGCUUUCUGGAAUCCGCUCCACUUCACUGGACUUCCCCUGUGGAGCUCUGGAGCCCAGCAGCAGUGAGGCAGACUCGCCCCAAAACUACCAGGUCCCACACUCGCCCUCCUCAGAUGAACAGCUGGUGAAUGCCCAGUACAUCCCUGCCCAGCCAUGUCGGGCUCCGACCAGAGCCAAAACGCACCGCGCCCACUCCGCUCCCAAAGCCAGCCGCCCCACCCACUCCCCUGAGAGAGUAGAGAGAGCACAACCCAAACCACGAGCUGUCCCAAAGAAGUGCCGCUUCACAGAGGAAAGGGCAGCUACCAAGAAACCUGGCCGAAGGGCUUGCCGAUCACAGUCGGAGAACAGCUUGCUGGGCCAGAAGGGGGCACCUGAGCGGAAGUACAGCACUGUGGAGCGGGACAAUGGGCGGGCUGGCCAUAGCAAAAGCCGCCGCUCUCAGGGCGGCCUGGGGCAUCGGCGCUGGCGCUCCACACUGGAGCUCAGUCAAGACGAGGCAGAGCCUUCUCCUCCGCCUGAGCAAUCCACCAGACGUCCUCGCAGAUCCCGCCCUGGCCCACCUCCUUACUCCUAUAGUCAAGCUCCCCAGCACCUUCAUCAUCCACACCACUUUCAGCAUCAUCCACACCUUCACUCUCCGGACUACCUGCCAUGCCGACCUGAUGGGGGCUAUAAGCAUGCAGGUCCUGCUGAGUGGGAGUCCAGUCUAAGUGAGGGUGAGUCACCAGGCUCCAGCUCCAUGUCUAGUGACUCAGAUGAGAGUGGAGGAUUGGUGUGGCCGCAACAACUUGCACCCCAGCUGGCACCACCCUCACCUCCUACUCCUCCUGGAGCCCCACUGCAAACCAAAGCCUUAGUCAAGAUUAAGGCAUCUCAUGCCCUCAAGAAGAAGAUUCUGCGCUUUCGGACUGGAUCCCUCAAAGUCAUGACCACCGUCUGAGCUACAGGGUAUUGCAGUGGUUCCCAGUCCUGGUCCUGGAAAAACAAGUUAUUCACAGAAAAUUACCUAUUACAAAGUAAAGCCCAGAAACUGAAAUCCGACCUCUCUGGUGGAAAUGCACCUAAAAGGUCCUAAGUUCUUAAAAAGGUUCCUGGUUCCUGUGGGGGAAACAUGCUUUUAGUAUUUCUCUUGCUCCAAAAUAUCCAUUUCAACUCAUGAAGGGCUUGUCAUUUAGGCGAUUAGUUCAUUAACAAGUCCUGCAAAGGCACCAGGACCAGGACUGGGGAACCACUGGGGCUCUUAUCUUUCUGGGAAGUUUAUCUUUCCAAGCUUAUGCCUUUCUGAGGGACCCUUUAGGGCCACCAGACAGUCCACAUUUCUGCUGGAUGCUAACUUUCAAUACAUAUGGAGAGAGUAAGAAUGCAGACAUUUUUAGUAAGAAUGUAGACUGGCUGGGGGUCGCUAAGGAAAUCUUGGUGUAGACAUCUACAGUCUGAAUGACAGCUGAAGGAUCUAAGCUCUGUCUGCCUCAGAUUUACAGAGAAUCUGAGCCUAAAGCCAUCCCUGUACAUAUCUGUGUAUGCGGUUGAAGGUGCUUGUAUUUAUGAUUGUACUCUGUAAAUAAAAAUCUGGGACCAUG